This is a messenger RNA of Penicillium paradoxum, 279 nucleotides long. RefSeq lists its product as uncharacterized. The record is from RefSeq and is a predicted model, not a curated record. Bases 1 to 279 code for a protein of 92 amino acids. Lineage: Eukaryota; Fungi; Ascomycota; Eurotiomycetes; Eurotiales; Aspergillaceae. The transcript is spliced from 2 exons.
AUGGCUGGACCGCGAGACGGAAAGAGUCAUCCAGCAGAGUGGGUGUCUAGGCCUGAUACUCUUGAUCUACCAAGAUGGUCGGCCAAUCUCGGUCUCAAGUCCUUGAAGACCAACGUCCUUCUUUCGACAGUCAUUGCCAUCACGGGAAUUUGUGUCCCAAUUGGUUUGUCGUUCAUCCUCAAGCAACUUGCAGGAGCUAUAUCCCUUCAGUCCUUCGCUGCCAGUGCAGCCCUGAGCGCGACUAGUCUUGGCAGCAGUUUUACCAUUCUCUCAAGUUAG